AUUCGUAAACUUUUCAAUCGACAAUCAAAAUGGAUUCGGCCGAGCAGCAACAUCUCCAGCGCAUGUACCGCAUUUACCAGACCGUGAUGCAGAUGUGCCACGAUCGCCAUUACAUUGUGACUGCAGACGAGCUCGAGCAAAACCUCGAGACGUUCCGCGCCAAGGUCUGCACGGGCAACGACCUGACCCCAGUGCGAGAGCGCAUGUUGUGCAACUUUGCAUACAAGGACGACCCCACCAAGUCCAUUCUUGUCAUGUUUGCCACCGAAGUCAAGGUCGGCGUGGCACCCAUCCGCCAGAUGAUUGAGCAGAUGAGCACGCAGUCCAUCCAACGCGGCAUUAUCGUCGUCCAGGACUGUCUAACCUCGUUUGCCCGCAGCACCCUGGCCGAGGCCAUGCCGCAGUUCAUCAUUGAGGAGUUUAAGGAGGCAGAGCUGCUCGUGAACAUUACCCGUCACACUUUGGUGCCCAAGCAUGAGGUGCUGUCAGACGACGAUAAGAUUGCACUGCUCAAGCAGUACAAGCUCAAGGAGGCGCAGUUGCCUCGUAUUCACUCAACAGACCCUGUUGCUCGCUAUCUUGGUUUGCGAAGGGGCCAGGUUGUCCGUAUCACACGUCAAAGCGAGACCGCAGGUCGUUAUAUCACCUAUCGACUUGUCUUGUAGUGCAACACGCAGAAAAAAAGUCUGUGUGACGUCGUAGUUUGUUGUUGUUGGAGCGUGUUUUCGUUGUCAGUGCGACUUUAUAAAAAUGUAAUCCAAUUUCUUUGU
Messenger RNA from Capsaspora owczarzaki ATCC 30864, 770 nucleotides. Its product is annotated as DNA-directed RNA polymerase 2. Gene Ontology annotation, cellular component: RNA polymerase II, core complex; RNA polymerase I complex; RNA polymerase III complex. Gene Ontology annotation, biological process: DNA-templated transcription. The record is from RefSeq and is a predicted model, not a curated record. The transcript is spliced from 5 exons. Gene Ontology annotation, molecular function: DNA binding; DNA-directed RNA polymerase activity. NCBI's taxonomy places the organism in Eukaryota, Filasterea, Ministeriida, Capsasporidae. Bases 30 to 665 code for a protein of 211 amino acids.